AACCUCACUAAUCGUCUUCGUUGCUGAACUUGCUGAUGAACUGAAAACAGACUUGAAAUUAAAAUUUUCCUGUCUGAAGAUCGUGCAGAAAUAAACUACAAAAUGUUUAAAAAAUUUGAUGAAAAAGAAAGUAUAUCUGGUGUACUGCAGCUGAAAUCUUCAGUUCAAAAAGCUAUAAGAUCCAAGCUUAUUGAGUCAUAUCCUCAUUUGGAAAACUAUAUAGACAAUGUGUUGCCUAAGAAAGAUUCUCUUCGUAUCAUAAAAUGUCAUGACCACAUAGAAAUAAUAGUAAAUACCAAUGGAGAAUUGAUGUUUUUUCGGCAUAGAGAAAGUCAGUGGAUGCCUACACUGAGGUUAUAUCACAAAUAUCCAUUCUUUCUGCCUAUGCAGCAAGUUGACAAAGGUGCUAUUAGAUUUGUACUAAGUGGUGCAAAUAUUAUGUGUCCAGGUUUGACUUCACCAGGAGCUAAAAUGACUGAAGUACCAAAAGAUUCAAUAGUGGCAAUUAUGGCUGAAGGAAAAGAUCAAGCUCUAGCUAUUGGUAGGACCACUUUAUCAACUGAAGAAAUUGCAAGAGUCAAUAAAGGCAUAGGAGUGGAAAACUGUCACUAUUUGAAUGAUGGUCUUUGGCAAAUGAAACCAGUUAAAUAACUAAUUUAUUAUUUAUUUUUGUAUUGAUCUACAACUAUUUAAUAAAUAUUAUGAUUAUGAUUAUUACAUCAA
This is a messenger RNA of Phaedon cochleariae (mustard beetle), 723 nucleotides long. NCBI's taxonomy places the organism in Eukaryota, Metazoa, Arthropoda, Insecta, Coleoptera, Chrysomelidae. The record is from the annotation of a GenBank genome assembly.